AUGCAACUUGUACUUGGGAACUACAUAAAGAAUCAACAGAUGUCACUAAGAUUGGCCAAGGCCAAUGGCAUCAUUAAUUGGUUCAAUAAUCACUCAAUUGCACUUCAUUUACUAUAUGCAGAGCAACACUGCACUGCAGACCAAGCAAGGGCUCUUAUUAGACCUUGCAUCACUUGGUGGACAUCACACAUAAUGGCCAUUGGCCAGUUAAUUCAACUGGAGAUUCCAUAUAAAACAAUUGUAGUAAGGAGCCAGAGGGAACUUGAAACUGCUGCUGGAACAAAGUGUGAUGCAAUUGCAAAAGCACAGCAGAUCCUUGCAAUAAUUCAGAAUCAAGGCUUCUGGGAUGACAUGAGUUAG
Cantharellus anzutake is the source of this 360-nucleotide messenger RNA. RefSeq lists its product as uncharacterized. The transcript has a single exon. The record is from RefSeq and is a predicted model, not a curated record. The coding region runs from base 1 to 360 and encodes 119 amino acids. NCBI's taxonomy places the organism in Eukaryota, Fungi, Basidiomycota, Agaricomycetes, Cantharellales, Hydnaceae.